Pyricularia oryzae 70-15 is the source of this 725-nucleotide messenger RNA. RefSeq lists its product as uncharacterized. NCBI's taxonomy places the organism in Eukaryota, Fungi, Ascomycota, Sordariomycetes, Magnaporthales, Pyriculariaceae. Bases 1 to 564 code for a protein of 187 amino acids. The record is from RefSeq and is a predicted model, not a curated record. The transcript has a single exon.
AUGUGCGGACAACGGCUAGGCACUGGCUCCUUGGACCACUUCAAACUCGGAGACAAGCGAAGCGGCAUCCUCCGGCGCGGGCCUGUCGCGCACCCUACCUGGCAGAUGGAAUCGUAUUGGUCGGCCAGCAACCCACUGCAGAUUCACGGCUACCUACUCUGCUGCCAACCCGACUGUUCGACGUCGCAGGGCGGCAAAGGUGCAUCGAAGUGUAGGGGGGGGAAACGGUUGGACCUUAGCACGCAGCCAGUAGACACGGUGGAGGCCACCUGCGGGCAUGGGUUGAUUGCGCCCACCGCCAAGAAUGGAUCCCCAACAACAACUUUAGGGUUCCACCCACCUACAGAAGCGAGACUGUCUAGACUGUGCAUGCCUACCCAGCCUGCGCUUGUCCGAGCAUCACUGACUAAACAGCGCUCAACCCAGGGUUUGAUGUGGCGGCCGGAUGCCCGUCAAAUCGGCCGGACCAACGCAAGGUCGAAAAGAAAGCCCGCGUCAAACUCAUAUCGUCCCCGCAUAUUCCGUCAAAAUGCCUUGCCAGUAUGCCCUCGGCAGUCCAUCUGAUAAAUCUCUUCUUUCUCAAGCCGCCCAAACUGCAGUUAGAUCUAAAUUGGUUUGCUUGCGCAAUAGAAAUCCUUUUCGGCGUUUACGAUAGACUGAUUCGCAUUUUCAACGACCCGCGUGAAUAUACUCUAUAGUCUAAAUAAGCCGUGGAAUUUUGGAAA